AUGGUUCUUCCAUUCGAACGGCAGCCUCUCUUACACAAGAGAUACGCUUCUCUCUCUUCUCCAGAGCUCACACGGUUCUCUCAAGGCGAAAGCGGCGAUGCGUCGAGAGGAGACGAGUAUGCGAAUUUUCUCAAGUGAGCGAAUCUUUGUUUACGCUAGAAUAGUAAGAAUUUUUUAUAACGUGUAACCAAAUAAUAUGUAUGACGAGUCUAUUUUAAAUGAAUAAGUUAGUUUGCGGUGGUUUGAGGCAGAUUCUAUUAAAUUCUAGCUCGUUUUGAUUAAAUGUUAGCGCCUUGAAUUGGAUGUCCGCCUGCGAUCGAUAGCAGAAUAAGAAGUUAGCGAGAUAUCAAGUGGUUUCAUAUUUCGAACUAAUGAGCAUAAAGAAUAUUGUUUUGACUUUUAAUUUCAACUUAAAUAGAUAGUAUGAUUUUAUUAGUGGUAUAGAUUUUGUAGCUUAAGUGCUCUAAAACAAUUUAAGAAAAAGCCAAACGUGCGUGAUAAUUGUAACAUACUUGUGGCUCUAAUCUCUUUGUGAUCGAUCACUCGCAAAUAUUAACACCGCAUUUCAUUUGCUGUCAUUUCAAUUACGCUCCAAUGCCAAUGGAUGAAAACGUCAAUAUUUGUUUCGAAAAUAAAUCCCUGUUUUCUUAGUUUCCCCUCUUUUGAAGACAAUGAUCGAUCAAUUUGCUUUUAUUUUCCCAUGCCGUCUCAGUAUCCGUAAUUCCCUUUGUCUCAAAAUGUAAGUUUCCAGGGGCAACCUCUAAAAGAAGCUUCAAACUAUGAGACACCUGGCAAACAAGCCAUAAGUACAAAUCCGUUAUGAAUAAUGUAGUCAGUUUAGCUAAAAAGAAGAAUAAUAUAUGCUGGCAUGUUCUUAAUGAUUUAGAGUGGUUGGUCUAAAAUAAGGCCUCAUGAGGGAGCAUAAUUUUUGAGAAUUUUUAAUUUUCCUUUUAUGAACCUCAUAACUCUUACAUGUGACUCUUAACUUUCUCUUUGGUAUGUUAUGGGUAUCUGUCUUCUUCGUAAAUCAGCAGUGAGAAUCAGCUUUUAGGCAUUAGGCAAUGCCCUUAACAACCCACCUCCUGAUGAUUUGAUGUAAGGAGGAGUUUCUAGAUUACAUCUUUUCUGGGAAGUAAAGGUUUUAAGGAAAUAGUUCAUUUAGGGGCAAGGGUGGGUUGUAGUGUGAUUUUCAACCCUUUAAGUCCCACUAGUGACCUAGACAGAAUUUCUCCUUACAUUAUCUGUACAAUAUCAAGAAGACAAGUAAUGAGAAUAAAGAAAAAUAUCAAUUAGGGGAUUUUUUUGGUUGAUCAAGUUCCGAAUUCUCCAAACUAACUUCACAUAAAUUGUAUGGUAGACAGAAAGGAGAAUUACUCAUGAAAUCUUGGGAGCUAAAGGGUUAAUGAAUGCUCCAGCUUAGUGGCAUGUUUGUAGCAGAGAUCAAGACUAAUUAGAUAAGACAGACAAAUAGUUAUCGUGGGUGUGAUUUGUUGUUAUUGUGUUUGGUGAGAAUUAUAAAAUCUCACCAAAGAGCACCAGCUACACCAGGGUCUUGAAUUCGAUCAGCUAGGGAAGGAAAGAACACUCUCACUGAUGAAAUUACUGAUGUGUUGAACCCUCAGUUUUGGCAGGUAUUGGCUCAGCUGCCCUGUUUCACAUAUUCAUAAAAUGGUAACUAGCGAUUGACAAAGCAAAUCAAAUUGUUUUAGAGAAGGACAUUACUAUCAAGGAAAAUAAUCUCUUUCCUGUAUGGGUUGUAGUUUAUUUGGUAAAUAACACAGAUAAUUUGUUGAACAUCAGUGAUUCUCUUGGUAAUGGCACCAUCUUCUUUUAAUGAUACCAGGUCAUUAGCAAAUGGAGAACGGCAAGAUGUUGGGGUGUCAAGGUGAUGUUAAUUCUAUUGUAUUGUUUUAAUUGCUGUUAAUCAAGGAUUUAGAGUUCAGAUAUAUUUAUUGUUAUUAUAAGCAGUAUGGCAAACAAAUGUGACAGCUCUCACAAUUAGUCAUUCUGAUGAUGUAACUGACAUACUUCCAUGUGACAUUUUUCCAGACCUAAGCCAAUUGCUGGAAAGCAAGGCCGAUCAUCGCCAACAACAAAAGACCCAAAGCAGACUAAAUAUAGGUUGUCACCAAACAGAAGUGAUGGUCUGCUUCAUGUAACAUUAACUGCAAAACAAAAUAUACAGGAACACCAGAAAAAGAUGAGAGUUAUUGAGGUGAGGUUGGACGUAAUGGAGCUGAAGAUGCUGUCCAAUUUCAAUCUUGUUGUUUUGUGGUUUUUUUGGUUUGGUUUUGUUUUGUUUUUUUUUGUGUUUUUUUUCUGAGUAGGCUGGUUAUUUUAUUUUCUUUGAUGUUCUUUGGAAACAUUUCAAUUAAGUAUACUCUAUUUACCUUUUUUGUUCUGUGACUCUUUGUAUGUUUUGAGUAUAAAAGUUUUCUUAAACAUUUAUGAAGCACAGCUGACAAGAGAAGUAUUUCUUGCUUCUCGGCAAUAAUGUAAACCAUCAGCUCUUUGGAACCUUCAAGAGUGACUUAAUCACCAAAUUUUCCUUACAGAUUUCCCACUCAAUAAAGCUGUAUUAGGUCAGAAUGAGUUCUUUAUUGUUCCACAUAUCCUGUAGAGAAAAAGAGUAGGGAAAGUUUAGAGAAAAGUGUGGUGAAUCUGCCCACUCAUGUUAGGGUGUAAAGGAUUUAGAAAGAAGUGAACAAUUUCAUGAAAAUUAUGUGUGAUUCAGUAGUUUAUUUGAUAGGAUCAUAUGCUGCAGCAUAAACAAGAGGAAAGAGAACUGAAACGUUAUGAAGGAGAUGUCAUUAAGAAACAGCAUCAUCUCAGAAGAACCAUGGCAGAAUAUGAAAACAGUAAGUCUUGAGCAAGAGAUUUAUUGAACAACUACUUAUUUAUCUACUUGUAAAUUUUAAAUUUGUGGUAAUUCAUGCAAAUUGUGCUUGCACAUGUCUAGCAGUAGUCAAAGAACAAAUAACUAAGAAAUAAAAGCAAAAGAUUGUAAGAGAAGAAAUACAUGUAAAAUUAUAUCUGAUAUUCAAGUAAUAUUGGUUUUGUUUGUCAUCUUUAAGAAAAACAAACAAAUAGAAAAUGUUAUUUCAAUCAGGAAAAAGUUAACCAAAGUUUCCGAAGUAAUCUUAAGAUAAGACCAAUUUUCAUGAGUGAAUCAGCAGUAAAGUGUCUUGAAAGAAGACCAGGGGGAGGAAGAAAGAUAAUUUUCAGCUUAAAUGAGCAAAGUUUCUCAUUAUUGUAAUGAAAGAUAAGACAGUAAACACACACAAAAAUUCAUGAAAAGAGCAAACUGAUAGGAACUCUUGUUUUAAAAGCAAGUACUCCUUGAUUAUUAAUCUGUAGUGUUAAUAAAAUGUUCUGCUUAUUCUGAUAAAUUGUUUUUGAUUUCACAUUCUUAAAACCAUUUAUAUUUUUAUUUUAAUAUUCUUUGAGAUGUAUUUAUGAAUAUUAUUCAUAACCACGUUAUCAUAAUCUCAAACAAGUGGAAAAUUAAGAAGUCAAAUUGGCAUUGACAUAUUUUAAUAAUUGAAAAAAUAAUUUAACCAAAAGUUGUGAAUCUUUUUUUCUCCUUUUCAGGUAUUUACAAAAAAGUGAGAGGUGAAGAAAGUAAGCUUAGUGAGAACAAUCAGGGCAUGGAAAGAGUUAAACAGCAACAUGCCAUACAGGAGGACAAAGUCAACAAGGCAAGAACUGAGAGGAACAUGUCUGCUAUUGUGAAAUUUAAAGACAAAGAUAGGAAGGAAGGAUUAAACCUGUAAGUAUUGUGGCAGUGAUCAGGGUUUGCUGUCAGGGUUUGAACAUGGGAACAUUGGGAGGGGUGCCAAGUGACCCAGUAAUUACAGCUUUAGCUUGAGGACAGAUCUGUAAAUCAGAUAAAAGAGCUACAUUAUCAACAGUCAUCACCCUUUAAAUGGUGUGGCCAGGCAGCCAAAAUGGUGGCUUACCACUCUAUAAUGUAGGUUAAAGUGCUUGGAAUUCUUGACAUGAUACAUGUACACCUAAUGGCAAUAUUGAAUUUUGUGCACUUUGUUCACUUUACUAAGCAGUGGUGAUUUUUCAAUUUUACCAACAUUGUUUUUUUUUGGGGAGGAGGGGGGAGGGGGGGAGGUUCUCAAAGUAUGCACACAUAAACUGCUGAAAAGUAGUCUUCCUUUAAACAUAUUUGGAUAUUAGAAUGUAUUCAUUAGCUGACUCCCAAGGGGUUUUAACCCCAUUGCAGCUUUUCAAAGGUCGCACUUUUUAGAAAAAACCUCUGCACAUGGCAGAGGUUUAUGUGGAAUUAAUUUGGAUGGUAUAAUCUUGUUAGACUCAGGCUCUGGUUAAGUCUGUUGUAUUGUCAGUGCCAGUAAUGACAAAACACUUCAUGAUGUCCCAAUGCCUUUCUCCGCCCAGGAGCACAAAGUGGUAUCUGUGAAGGGUCGUCAUUACAUGGGAAAAUAGUUGCAGAAUUAAUCCCAUUUAAAUAUUGUAUGAAGACAUAUAUUGAAGUUGAUAAUUUUUUCAGCUUACAAUGUAUGUUUGCUCCUUCAGGGGUGAAGUGGAGUUUCAGUACAGUAAAACAGCCAAGCAACUAGAGCUGACUCGUACAGAAAUCUUUUCACUAACUCAGCAGUUUGAAGAGAAUCUGAAAAGAAUAGAGGUAUAAGUUUUUUCCAUGAUACAAAUGCAUAUGAUUAGAUUUGGAUUGCUUUGGUUAAUGUCAAAUGUGACCUUUAAUAGAAUUAGUUACUCAAAAAUGACUUCAGCUAACUACAUCAACACAACAAUGACACUUGUUCAAUUUGAUUAAUGUUGAAAAUAUUGUCUAUUUAGUCAGAUGUGAAUUGAGUUCUUAUGGGAUUGCCAAAUGGAAAAGUGCAUCUCCCAAAAUCUCCACCCACUCUCGUCAGGGUUGAUUUAUUCCAAGUUAUACCAUCUAAAUUUGCAAUCAGGAGUACUCAGAACUGUUGUCAUUUUGUGAUGUCAUCAUCUCCUAGUUACCACAAGAAGACCUUCGUCAUUCAGUUAUGAAACCAUACGAGAUGAUAAAUUUAGGAAUACAGAAUUCAGUAGUAAAUGUUUAUGUAGAAACAACUUUAUUUUUCAACAGGAAAGGGGAUUUGAAUUGAAAAAGAGUUUGGCUGAGCUUGCCAUUGCAGCAAACAAGAUGGCGCUGAAAAAGAGAACACAACAAACGGAUGAUGGCAGGUAUUAGAAUCACAUGAAAUCUGAAUGAUUAUAGAAAACAACAAAACAAAACAAAAUGAAUUUAAUAAAAAGCUGACAAAAACAAUACUACAAUAAGCGACAGAAUGCUUGUUGAAUAUGGAAGCGAUCUUUGCAGUAAUGAACACCACUUAAUAGGCAGUAGUGAAAAUGAGGCCUGAAAAAAAUUCAUGUCAUUCGGGGAUUUGAGUCCAUGAUUUCUGUGAUAUCAGUGCAGAGCUCUACCAACUGAGCUAACAAGCCAACUAGGAGCUGGUCAUUGCACUGAUUCCAAAUUAACCAGUUAAGUAAUGAGUAACUGACUGUAAAUAUAUGAAAGUCAUACACAGUGUAUGUGAACUGCGGAUAAAGAAAUGAAUAUGGAAGCGAUAUUCACAGUAAUUAAUUUUUUUCAGGCCUUAUUUUCACUACUGCUCAAAUAUAGUGUUCAUUACUGCAAAGAUCACUUCCAUAUUCAUUUCUUUAUUCGCAUGUCACAUAAUUAUAUGAUUUUCACAUAUUUACUGUCAGAAUACUUGUUCUUGGACCAUUUUUGAAAAUGGCUUGGCAUGGUAUCUUGAUGGUUGAUUGCAGAAUUGUCAAAUCAGUGAAAGGUUUUUUUAAUUUUCAGAUAUGUAAAGGACACAAGCAUCAAAGAUAUUCAGGUUUGAGAUUAAAACUCUUAUACCCAUAGUUAGAAGAGAUGCACAUGUAUUUUUUGUUUCAAGCAUUUGUUUGGUUUGCUUGUCUCUUUCAUGGUUGCUUCUUUACUUUAGGAUAUAAAGCACCAGAUUUUUGUCAUGUGUAUAUUUUCUUAAUAGGAUGACAGACGACGUAAACAAAGCUUGACAGAAAAACUCAAGUAAGUGGAAAAAAAAAAGAAAAAAAAAGAAAUGAGCUGAUGAUUCUUGACAGUUUGGCUUACAGUUUGUAAAUAUAUAUAUCAUAUACUCAAAGACUGAGUAGGAGGGCUGGACUGGAACAUAUAUGGCUUUUAAAGACGAAGAAAGACUUUCUUUUUUUUCCUCUUUGUUUGAGACCCUAUCAGCCCAACUUACUAGUAACCUAUAUAUUGGUAUCCCGUAAUCAGCACCUGUGAUUCCUCGAUCAGAAUAGUUUUGUUAUGUUCGCACAGAUAUCAAGAGAAGCUUAGUAUCUUCAACCUGUGUCUUGUGUGUCUCCUAUCGGUCUGCGCCUCACUCCCAGAGUUCCGCGCGAUGCGCUAACAUGCUCUUAGUGUAGCAGAGAUUCCAACCCUCCCGAUUUGAUCAGGAGUCUCCCGAUUUGAUGUCUUGCCUCCCGCUCUCCCGAUUUUUACCAAAUUCUCCCGAUUUAUCAUAAAAUUCUGAAAACUAGGGGAAAAUUGCUAAUCUUUAGAAUUUUUGGCGAUCUGUCACUGUGAAACACUCAUAUUAUACUUACUUUCUUCGCGAAGAGCAUUAUGGUAUGUUAUAACUCAGGCUGGAAUGAUGUCAAAAUUCAGGAAAUGGCACUUGAGAGAACCUAAAUUUGCAAAAUUUCCCGGGGGCAUGCCCCCUGACCCCCCCAGAAGCUCGCGCCUUUGGCACUAAUAAUUACUCCCUAUUUUCCAUCACAUGGGGUUGGAAUCUCUGGUGUAGUCCUCCAGCAGCCUCUCCAAUUUCUUUUUCCUUUCUAAGUAACGGAAAUGUAUUUGUUGUUAAUCAACAUUUGAUACUGUUCAUUAUAUUGCAGAGGUAUAGAAAACCAAGGACUUAAACAUGAAUACGGCAAGCGGCGUUUGAGCAGGGACUUGAUGGUCUCCAAAGACAUGUUGUCCUUAAAGUCAAGGGAAGGUAGGUACACAUUUCUAUUCUCGUUUUAUGAUUGAAAAGUAGAUAAAAAACUAACAAACCUAGUAGUAGGUGUCUAACAAACGGUUUAGGAAACGAAGCAAAAACAAAAGUCAGGUACAACGAAUUACAUGUUCACUGAGCACUUUUCGAUUGAGAGUCGUAAAACCCAAACCAAAGUAAUCGCAACGCCAAUCAGAAGAAAGGGAAAUUUUUAGGAGCGAUUAGAAUUUGGUACACUUGUACUGCUUUAAGUUUGCAGAUCGAAAAGUGUGCACGUGAGAUCAGAAAAUUUACCAUACACUCAGAAUGUCACAUUUCCUCUUACCACCCAAACUGUUCCCUGUGCUGCUUAAUAAUCCCAGCUCACAACAUUACUUUCAGCUUAAUGUUGUAUCUCUUUCUCUUGCUCUUGUUUCAGAGGGUAGAAAGAUGACCGAUAUUAAUCGUAGGCUUCAACACAAUUCCGUCAGCCAAAAGCAAGCUAAGCAAGCGGCAGAAUAUCUGGAACUUGAUCGACAAGGAAAAGAGAUUGAGGAACGAGGCCAGGUAAGGGCAUGAAAAUGGCAGUACUAAAUGUUCUGGCUAUUGAGAAUGAAACCUCACGAUGCAAUUAUGUGUGUUUUUCUGUUUUUUUUCUCUCCUCUUGAUAGUCUACACGUACCCUAAGUUUAUUCGCAAGUCACGAAAUGCACGAGCAUUUAACGCAUUGUUCUUAAAUUUUUUCAUCAAAUCACUUACGUGUCACGACGAUUUCUUUUUGUACGCCCACUUUGCACUCCACACGAAUUUCUUUUUAAUUUUCUUUUUAAUGUGCUAGUCAUACCAACCUUAUUGUUUUAGCUUAUUCAGACAUUCAUCAUGGACCAUUCAGGAACGAGAUAUUUUAUGGAGUAAAGAAAACACACUUAAAUGAAAAAACCUCGCGUUUUGAACGUCAACCUGUUGGCAGACUUUUAUCCUAUGCGGCCCAUUGCUGCAGAAAUGAUCUCUAUUUCAUUAGACAGGAAUAAACUCUGGUGCAGCAAGCCACUUGGCUUGAGUGCAGACUUAACCCUUUAUAAUUGUCAGAUAAGGAGGGAUUUUAAGCUUGAUUUCAUUAUUAAUUUACUCUGUCAGUUUGCCGAGGCUCGCAGAAGCCACCAGAUUGAGCAGCUGACAAGGGAAAGAAGACAGCAACACUCGCAGCAGAUGACUGAGUGGAAGAAACGUUACUUAGAAAAACAGAACGAGGCCACUCGGCGUGCCCAUGAAGACAGCGUCAAACAUCUACAGGUGACUGAUAUUUCUAGACCUGGUCCGUGGCAUGCUUUGCAUUUUUUCAUGUACUUCGUCACGGUUGCUCCAUCUUCAAAAAUUUAGAGAGGAGAAAAAAAAGAAUUUUAAAAACAGGCACCCCUUCAUGUUCAUGUGUAUUGUGGGGAUAUACGCUUUAACCACCAACCAUACGAGUUACUGUGUGAAGGAUGAUAAUAUGAACAAAUCAUCAAUCCGCUCUCUCUUUCCAAUUUUGUUAGCUGAUUCAUCAUUAAAAUUUGCGUAUCAACUACCGGAGCCAUGCUGUUUCGUACUACAAGCCUCUCCAAUCUACUAAUUAAAUUUCAACCUCUUUGUAUCUACCAUGACGUUUAGAAAAUUGUGAACAAGAUGGAGGAAACAGAGCAUGCUCUGUACAAUCGAGUACGUGCCGCUGAAAUGCAACGCCGAAAACAAGAACAGGACGUACAAAGAAUCUUUGUCGAAUUGGAGCAACUGUCCAAAGAAAACCAGAAGAAAAUGAGGGUUUGUACCAGUGGUGUGCGGUGUAUUGUCUGUAGCUCUAAUUAGGAAAAAGUUAAUCAUAGUCAUAGGCUUUCAAAUUUCCACGUAAAUAUGGUGAGACAAGAAUCACCUGCUGGGCUCCAAAGAAGACAGAAAAACAAUUCUGUGCUGCUGUUCUGUACUUGUUCGGUGACUGUCCUGUAAACAGAAUUUCACUAUGAAACAAGGAAAAGAUAAAGAGGAGGGCGCAUGAAGGGAAAAUAUUUUUUAUGGGAGUGAGGUUAUGGAAGGAAUCAGCUUUUUACAUAAAAAUAUUUGGGCCUAUAGAAGGGGGAAAGAGGUGUGUAGCAUAUCACCAGGAGCUUUUGGUGCGGAACAAGCUCAAAUUCCCAGCUUUGCAUUAGUCCCUUUUUUAACUCGUGAAUUGCGCGCAUGCGCAAGAGCGAGUUAUAGAUACGAUGUGGGGAAUGGCAUUCGCUCGCUCGCUCGCUCGCUCGAUUGGUCGAUUCCUGUAAACUUUUUUUAGAUUUUAGGCUUUUGAAUGCAUUUUAUAGUUUUUGGCGAGCAAUAAACAGACGAAAUGGCGACCUUUGUUGCUAAGAAUAGUGGUGGGGUGAAAAAGAAGCCAAUGAUAAUCUUAAAAGAGUUUUUUUUUUUCGUUUUAGUUUCAACAAGCGGCGCCAGCGACUGGCAGGCAUGCAAGGUUUCACACUGAAAUAACAGAACAACCUUCGUUUUUCAUAAAAUUGUAAUUUACAAUCCUUGAACUUGAAAACAAUCCGAAGAUUCAUUGAAAAUAUCACUUACUGCGAAGCGCUCGAGUUUACAGAUGUUCAAAAGCUUUUUCUGUUAUAGCGUGAGAUUGAGGACAAAAUUGAUCAUUACGUUUCGUCGCGUGUGUUUUUCCUGUGUGAAGCAACAAAAAGAUGCCGGCGACUGACGAAAUAACAAGUUAACACGAAAAUCAGAUAACACCUAAACAAACAAUUUUAGCUACCGAUUUUCAGUGAAUUUUUAAAGAACAAUUUUCUUUUAAGUUUCAAGACAAUUUGAAGAUUCAACAUACAUACAACGUACUAAAAUGCGAAAGUUACACACCACAAAAUUGAUAAAUAGGCCUGAAAUGAAAUUCUAUCUUGUUAUUGAUCAUACGUUGCCUAGCACGUGACUUAAAUCUACCCAGGCGGAGAUCCAAAAUGACGGUGGCAGGCUUGGCUUAGUUAUAUCACUCAAAACUCGUUCCCGUUUGUCUCAUUUGAUAAAGAGGGAAUCGUUAAUGUUUUCAUUAAGACAGUAUUGCCUUGAUUUUCUAAUAUUUACAACGAAAGACAGUAAAUUUCACUUUUCACCCACAUUUACUUCCAACCUUUUCUUUUGAACCAGAAACAAAAAUGAUAGACGUUUAAAACACAUGAUAUCAUCCACCUUGUCAAAUGUAAUAGCAUGAUCAUUUCAAUUGUAAUGCCUUCUUAUCCCAACGUUACUUUGUUUCUUUGCUACAUUAGCGAACACUGAACUACUGCUCGUACUCUAGAUAUGACAAUCAACCACAAAAUUCCCUAAACCAGAUAACAUUAAACAUAAUCUAAAAAAUCAUGUGUCAAUUCACGAGUUUGCUCACAGAGCACUUUGAUUGUUUCGUUUGACGAAACAUUUCUUCCUGAAAAGAUUUUGCCAUCCUAAGGUUUCUUGGAAAAUGCUUGUGAUCCUACGUCUCACAAGUUUUCAUUUCAGAAUGGACUUCUUGUUGUUGCUGUGUUAUAUGGACGAGGAUCACUUUACCCGUAUUUCCUUCUCUUUGACGUUCUAGAUCAUUUUCCUUGUGCGAUCUGUCUUUGUUUUCUCUUUGUUUAGAGGUGUUAGCCAGUAUUCCAAGUACGCGAUCUUGUUUAAUGUUCUUCCUUUCCGUUAAAAUAUUAGUUUUCUACUUGCAGGAAACCCAGGAACAGUUUGGCCGAAAGAAAGUUGAGUUGGAACAGAAGCUCUUACGAGAGAAAGCUGAACUAGCAAAGGUAGGUAAUCUGUGCUACGUUGUUCCAAACUCGAUUGACACUGAUCUCAGGCUAGCUACAAACGAAAAGAAUAGUAAAAUAAAGUAAAAUAGAAAAGGGAAAAAACGGAAAGAAAGUAAAAAUAAAUAAUUUUUGCUUUUGAUGCGUCAAGCGUCUCGAAUAAGAUAACAAGGGAUGUAUUCUUUUGGACAAACUUUUCGGAUAAUGUCUCCCCUACUCGUGUAUGCUCGAAUCAACUGUAGCUAGACGGAAUGUGGACCGUGCAGAUAAAUUGUAUAUGUUAUGGUGUGAUUUAGCACCUUGUAGAAAUAUUUAUUAUUUUAAUUCGUUUUAACAUCAGUGUAAUGUAAUAUAUGACCCCCCCGUUUCUCCACCAUCCUCUCUCUUUUGAUAGCAGCAGUUUUCCAGCGCAUCGCUCGUUUAUUCGAACGAACUUGUAAGCGGUUCGUUUUAUUUUUUCGUGUUCGUUUGUCGUCUUGAUUUUGUUUUCGUUCCUUUUCCUUCUUAAAAUUGUUACUAUUAUUAGAAAAAACUGCUCACAUAGCAGCACUAUACUUGCCCCUCGCUGAUUUGCGUGACCGUGUGGCUUUUGCUCGACAUUUCUAGGCCCACAAUCAGCGGGAAGAAAGCAUCCAAAGGUUAUUACACCACAGAGCGAAGAUGAACGGCGACAAAUACUUGUUGUCCGAGGAAGAAAGGGUAAGUGGGUGCUAUGCAAAUGUAGUCUGUAUGGUUUGAUGGACGAGGGAAUUCUCGGGGAGUGCGCUGCGUUAUACUUAUCAAAACGUCGGGAAAAAGUGAGAUAGAGCAGAUUAUGACUUUAAGACAGGUGUCUGCCUCAUUAACAAUUGGAGUUCGAGCUCGAGAUUUCUAUCAUAUGAUAGUUUAUGAGGGCCAAGCCCGAAUCAACUUUCACGUGAUCUAGAACAAGUAAUCUCACUGUUUUAGUCGAAAUCUACUGAUCUUUCUAUGCUAAACAAGACGCACUCAUUUUUCGCAACUUUUUCGCUUCUCAUCCAACGCACUAUUUAUCACGGAAUAGAUAGCGAGAGGCGUAGCCAAUCAGAUUGCAAGAUUUGUGAGGGAACUUUCGAAGAUCUAUACUGAUUUCCGAUAUCAACUUUAUGAACUGUCCUCUUACAUAUGACUCAGGUUUUUACUGUGUUCUUGCAUUCUAUGAUCAUUUGAGAUCUGUUUCAGAUAAUCUAUACCCUAAUAUACUAAUAUCAUCAUUUGCACUUCACACAGGAGCACGAUCGUCUCGCCAAGAUCGGGCAAAGAACAGACAAUUUGGAGCAGGAAGUUCAUUCAUGA
This is a messenger RNA of Pocillopora meandrina, 12097 nucleotides long. The record is from the annotation of a GenBank genome assembly. NCBI's taxonomy places the organism in Eukaryota, Metazoa, Cnidaria, Anthozoa, Scleractinia, Pocilloporidae.